UGAAAUAUACUUAGGGAAGAGCGAGAUGGCUGUGAAAAUAUGUGGUGAUAUAUGUUUCUAACUUAUAUUUAAGUCUUUGGACAGUUUUUACAAAAUCCCUGGAAAACAAUUACAAUCGCUUCCUUGGAAGCCAAGUUGGCGCAAAAAUUGGAAAAUACCACGAAAUAAAUGUCGGAAGAACAAUAUGGCUGCCAAAGCAAAUGAUCAAUUGAAUUCAGGACGAAAACAAUCAGAUGGCUAAUUUAAAUCAAACCGUUUCAUUCAAAGAAAACGAAGGCAACGAUCCUGCUUGUUUUCUUCCCGAAGGAAGUGAAGCCUUAUUUCAUUACAUCCAGGAAGAUUUAUUGAAUGAUUGUGAUUCUAAUUCUGAGGACGAAGAGUCAAGUGCAGAAGGGUACACCGUAAAAGUAUUUUUAAAAGCAGCUGAAAAAGGAAAAAUAGAUGUCGUUUCGAAGAUUUUAGACUCAAACGAAAGUUUUAUUAACUGCAAAGAUUGCGAUGGCUACACAGCCUUACACAGAGCUUCUUAUAAUGGUCACAUUGAAAUGGUUAAAUUACUUAUUUCGCUUAAUGCUGAUGUAAAUAGUGUGACAAACAAUAUGUGGCAACCACUGCACAGCGCUUGUAGAUGGGAUCAAACGGCAGUAGCAUAUAUAUUAUUGCAAAAUGGUGCAGAUAUCAACGCUCAAACAUGUGGAGGACAAACACCGUUACAUCUUGCUGUAACAUAUGCAAGAGGAAACUCUUUAUUAGAAGUUCUUUUGCUGAAUAAGAAAUUGGAUGUAAAUAUUGUCAAUUGUCAAAAUAAGACAGCUCUUGACCUUGCCAAACCAUUAGGUAAAGAGUCUUUAUUUGAAGUUGUAGAAGAUAGCAUAAAUGUACAAUGGUAAUUCUUUAAGUGCUUUAAGCAUCAAGUUAAAUACAAAUGUUGCAAUCAUAAUGAAACUUUA
Messenger RNA from Xenia sp. Carnegie-2017, 950 nucleotides. Its product is annotated as ankyrin repeat domain-containing protein 49-like. The transcript is spliced from 2 exons. NCBI's taxonomy places the organism in Eukaryota, Metazoa, Cnidaria, Anthozoa, Malacalcyonacea, Xeniidae. The record is from RefSeq and is a predicted model, not a curated record. The coding region runs from base 234 to 890 and encodes 218 amino acids. Gene Ontology annotation, molecular function: protein binding.